This is a messenger RNA of Aspergillus tubingensis, 591 nucleotides long. Its product is annotated as mitochondrial 54S ribosomal protein uL23m. Gene Ontology annotation, molecular function: structural constituent of ribosome. Bases 1 to 591 code for a protein of 196 amino acids. Gene Ontology annotation, cellular component: mitochondrial large ribosomal subunit; ribosome. The record is from RefSeq and is a predicted model, not a curated record. NCBI's taxonomy places the organism in Eukaryota, Fungi, Ascomycota, Eurotiomycetes, Eurotiales, Aspergillaceae. Gene Ontology annotation, biological process: mitochondrial translation. The transcript has 3 exons.
AUGGUCCGACGAUUCUCCAAGUUCCCCAAAAAGCCCGCCGACUGGCUCGGUCCCGCGGCGCCUCUGUCCGAACGGAAGCAGAUCUUCCUUCCCGACUUCACAAUCGCCCUAAUCCGCACGCCGUUCCUCCCUCCCCGCUACGCCACCUUCUACGUGCCGCUCAACUUCAACAAACUGGAUAUGCGCGAUUACCUGCAACGUCUGUACGGCGUGGGCGUCGUCAGCGUGCGAUCAUUCGUCGAGCAACAGAAACUGACGAGGUUGAAGUCCCUGGGUCGUUAUGGAUAUGGCAAGAUUCGUCGCCCGCAGUCGAAGAAGAAGAUGACGGUGGAGAUGAAGGAGGCGUUUGUUUGGCCUGAGGCGCCGAAGGAUAUGGCUCCAUGGGAGAAGGACCAGUUCUUCAAGGCUCAGAAAUACCAGGAGGAGAUCCAGGAUAAGCAGAAGCCGGAUGCGGGAAUGAAGGCGGAUGAGAAGGAGAGGGAGGUUUAUAAGGAGGAUGCGAAGAAGUUGUUGGAGGGUGCUAAGCCGUGGAGGCCGACUUGGAGGGCUUUGGGGUUGGGGCAUUAUGAGAGGCCGUUGGUUAAGUCGUGA